Dimorphilus gyrociliatus is the source of this 2517-nucleotide messenger RNA. Lineage: Eukaryota; Metazoa; Annelida; Polychaeta; Dinophilidae. The record is from the annotation of a GenBank genome assembly.
UUUUUACAAUGAUUUAUUGUAUUCUAAAAAAUAUUAAAAGCUUUUGAAGGCGAUAUAUAGAUAGCUUUAACCAUUUGAGGCCGAUCCCUAUCGAUAGGACAACUAUUUGUUAUCAAUUGAUAUCUAUAUUUUCUUUAUAAUUGAAUUAAUGUCUACUAAGUCUUUAUUAAAAAGUCCCUUUAGCAAUAUUCUGUAGCAAUUAUUAGGAUUACAUCGUUGGAAGAGGAAUAUUACACAACACUUGAGACAUGGAAUAUUGCGCAACGUUUGAAAAUAUAGAUGUCGCUCCGCUUGGCAUAGCUAUUAUUCUUAUAUAAAUAUAUAAGAAACGCUUCUUUUCCAUUCUUAUCUCAACAAAAUAAGCAAUCUCUUCGAAUAGUUCAACGUCAUCAAGCUAUUUUAAAAAUUUUCAGCUAUAUUCAAUUUGAUAAGAUUUUAACUUCUUUUUUUAUUACUAAAUUUAACUUUAGUUAUUAAAUUGUAAUAAUCUAAUAUUAGGUAAUGCUUUUUAUUUUAAUCAGGCUAGAAUCUGAAAACGGAACAUGCAUAUUUUUUGACUAUAUAAAGAGCAAAUAUAUACGGAAUGAAUUGCAAAAUUUUUAUGAUUAUUUCGUCGCAACGGCGCUUCAAUCAAGCUCCACUCGAAAAAUCGAACUUUGUCUAGAGAUAAAAAGAAGAAGCUUGUUAUCUGUGAUUUAGUAGGCAGGAGUAAUUAAUUACCGCUCAGAAAUUAUGGGAUCAUCUUCAAUGCCGGCCAGCAGUUUACCCACCCCACCAGACGGCGGGUGGGGAUGGGUAGUGGUAUUUUCCAGUUUCCUUCUCCACAUUAUUGCUGAUGGCAUAAGUUAUUCUUUUGGGAUCUUUCUCCGCCCCUUUAUCGACACUUUUGACAGUGGCAGAGCUCAGACGUCUAUGGUCCAAUCUUUAAUGAUUGGAUCGACACUUUGUGCUGGUCCUAUUGCCAGUGUCUUGACCAAUCGAUAUGGCUGCAGAGCGGUUACGAUUGGUGGUUCUUUAUUAGCUGCUACUGCUUUUAUUAUUAGUGCUUGGGCCCCUAAUCUCAUCUUUCUUUAUAUAAGCCUGGGUGUUGUAUCCGGUAUAGGGUUAGGUCUCAUGUACCUCCCUGCAAUCGUUUCUGUGACAUUUUAUUUUGAAAAGAAAAGGUCAUUUGCAACUGGUUUAGCUGUUUGUGGAUCAGGUGUUGGAACAUUUGCUAUUGCUCCACUCACGGAAGUAUUAUUACAGGAGUAUGGCUGGAGAGGAGCUAUUCUCUUGCAAGCAGGUCUAAUUCUUAAUUGCUGUAUAUGUGGAGCUCUCUUUAGACCUUUAGAAGAAGAAAAAAUUGAAGAAGAGGAAGAAGUUUCAAAAGAAAUAGAACCGAUUUCUGCACCAGCAAAGGAGCAUAUAAAUAUUAAAAUGACGAGAAAAGAUGCUUUUUAUAGUGCUUCUCUCGAAAAUAUUCCCAUGUAUAAAUCAGAUCCAGCUCUAUAUAAAGCAAGCAUAGCUUCUAUACCUAGGGAGGAUUAUGAAGAGCCAAGUAAACCAUGCUCGGAAAUUAAGAACAUGAUGGAUUUUACCCUCUUCCUUAACCCGUUUUUCGUUAUGUUCGCUGUAUCGAAUUUUUUCACUUCAAUUGGGUUCUAUGUCCCUUACGCCUAUCUUAAAGACAGAGCUGUUUUGGAGGGUCAUAGUGAUGCUAAAGCAACACUACUGUUAUCUAUUGUUGGUGUUGCAAAUACAGUUGGAAGAGUUGUUUUCGGUUUUCUUAGUGAUCGUAAAUUCAUAAAUCGUCUAAUGCUGUACAAUACAGCCCUCUUUAUAUGCGGAAUAGCCACAGCUUUCUCAACAAUCUCAUCCGCAUAUCCUUUCUUAGUUACCUAUGCUGUUUUUUUUGGAGUUUUAGUUGGGGUUUAUGUAUCCCUAACUUCUGUUGUUAUUGUCGAUCUUCUUGGUCUGGACAAGCUUAGUGAUGCUUUUGGAUUAAUAUUACUAUUUCAAGGAGUUGCAACUGUUGCUGGUCCUCCAAUUGCUGGAUCGAUAUACGACAAAACUAAAUCUUAUGUUGGACCUUUCGCUCUAACAGGUGCUAUGAUAGGAGUAUCUGGCUUUAUGCUUUAUGCUGUUCCGUUUGUAAGGAGGUAUAUUGACAAGAAAGAAGGCGUAAACGCCAGAGAUGUUAUGAUGGGUAUGAGAGUUAGCUCUGACGCCAAGAUCGACGGUAACGAUGAAGAACAAGAAAAAUGCGUAUAACGUCAGUAUUAGCAUAUCUACAUUUUCCUAUUACAAAUCUUCAUCUUUUAAUAUUGCAACCUAUUUAUCAAUCUACAUGUAUACAUAUUACAUGUUUGUAAAAUGUAUCUACUUGUAUAAAGGAUGGAAAGAAGAAGGGUUUUUUUUCCAAAUCGAUUAAACAACUUAGAUUCUCAAAUUAAAUGCCUAUCUAAUCAACUCGUAUUGUAACAUUUAUAGAAAUAAUAAAGUUAAAAUAUAAAGGAAAUAAAACAAAUAUUUUCAUUA